UCUUGAUAAUAAUAAAUAAUGAUUAACCCCCAAAUAUUAACCUGGAAAAGAAAAUUUGUUUUGUUAAUCUCCGUUUUAUCAUUCAAUAACAUUUUUGUCAAUAAUUAGGCAAAUCAAGCCAUGGAAGCCCAACCAAAACCUUUACGAAAUGAAUGGAGUAAGCUCAGCAUAGCUGAACUUCAAGAAAAUUUAAAUAGAAUUGAAAAGCUACUUAACAAAGGCAAUAUACAUACACAACUCUCUGAUGGUGGAGCUAGAGUUAAGCUAAAACGAGAAAGUCUCAAAAAAGAAAUACAAUUAAGAAGAGAUAUAGAUCAAUUAGAAGGUCAAAUGGGACAGUUAACUGUGGGGCAUUCAGAGCCUCAUGUUAAUAAACUGUGCUCCAUGGAAAAACCUCCAAGGGAAAGAUUUGUUUUAAACAAAGGAAGCAAAGCUUCAUCUCAUGCAAUGAUGAUUGACUUGGGAGCUUCACUUGCUUUGCAGAAAGCUCAGGGAGAAAGGGAAAAAUAUGCAAGGGAUCUAAAACUUUUUAAAGAAUAUGUUGCUCCAUUACACCAAGAAGAAGAAAUUACAGAUGAUGGUGACUCGGACAAUGAGUCUUCUGGUAAUGCCACACAUGAUUCUAGUGAUUCUGAUACUGAAGCAGAUGAUGCUCAAAGGGCGAAAAAUGAUGAUUCUGGACCUAGCUAAGGGUUAUUAAUUUGCAGGGAUAUUAUGAAACUGAAAUAAAGAGGUUGCGCAAGAAUUCUUCAUAAAUUAGGUGCAUCAAGAUUUCACUGAAUUGAAUGAAGUUGGAAGAGUCUAGAGCCUGCUGAUGGGGUAAAUGGAACAAAAGGAAUAAUGUUUCUUUUUUUUUAAUAUAUAUAUUAUUUUUUAUA
Messenger RNA from Anthonomus grandis grandis, 878 nucleotides. RefSeq lists its product as uncharacterized. Bases 121 to 690 code for a protein of 189 amino acids. The record is from RefSeq and is a predicted model, not a curated record. The transcript is spliced from 4 exons. NCBI's taxonomy places the organism in Eukaryota, Metazoa, Arthropoda, Insecta, Coleoptera, Curculionidae.